CACCAGGUCAAACUGUUUCCCAAGAGCAAUGCGGACAGUUCCCGUUUUAUUACUGGAGGGAAAGGUUUGGGGAGACCCGUCAGCUGGGACAGAGCCAAAUUCUCCACCCUCCUCUUGCCCCGCUCUCCGCUCCGGGACGGGGGAGUUGCGCAUCGCGUGCUUCACAGAACAACUCUUCCACACCUCCAGUUCUGCCCCCUCCCCCCACUGAACCAAACCCACGAGGAAAUCAGAAAUUACGGCCAACGAGCGCUGUGUCAUCUCCGGCAUGGGAGGGGAAUCUUCAUAGGUCGCCAAGGACGUGAACUGCAGAGAUAAAGUGGCGAUGAUUUUCGCCUUCGUCUUAGUGUCAUCCGUUCGCCUCUAUUUUAUCGUGCGAGCCCAGUUGGAGAGCGAAGCUUGCUCUGCGAAUCAUGUGGCCACGUUGGAAUAUCGCUGCACCAAGGCGUCUGGGGAGGUAUCCACGUGUUUAAGGAAGAGAUGUUGCAAGGGUUACAGAUACGUACUAGGACAGUGUAUCCCUGAGGAUACUGAUGUCUGUGCUGGCUCACCCUGUGAACAGCAAUGCACUGACAGCUUUGGACGUGUUGUCUGUACCUGCUAUCCUGGAUUUCGUUUUGACCGAGAGCGCCACAGAAAUCGUCAGACACCCUACUGCCUUGAUAUAGAUGAGUGCUCAGUGCAUAAUGGCACACUUUGUGAUCACAAGUGCAUUAAUACACAUGGAAGCUACAGCUGUGAGUGUCAAGAAGGAUUUUAUUUGCACAUCGAUGGCAAGUCCUGUCUCAGAGAUUUUAAUGAUAGCAGAGCAGUGAAGUCUGAGCACCUGAUGAGUGCAGGCACUUGUUCGGUCACAUGCGAGGAAUUUCUACAGAUGAAGCAGACUUUGGUGCAACUCAAACAGAAGCUGCUGCUAUCAAGCCUGGACAACUCCAGUGAAAAGUUACAACCGUUGAGGAAGUGUACAGAAAGACUGCAGUGCCCUCCACACAUUGUAGGCCGUCCGGGUGCUCCUGGACCUCCUGGUUCUCCGGGACGUCCAGGAGCUAAAGGCAUGAUGGGACCAGAGGGAGCUCCAGGAGCUCCUGGACCACGUGGGCCCAGAGGCUUCAUGGGCCCCAUGGGUCCAACUCCUGAUCUGUCCUCCAUCAGGAGAGGAAGACGAGGUCCAGUGGGUGCACCUGGCACACCAGGAAAGAAUGGAAUAAAGGGUGAGCGGGGACUUCCUGGACCACGAGGCCUACCGGGUCCCCCUGGAUCAUUUGAUUUCCUCCUACUGAUGAUGGCUGACAUCAGACAUGAUAUAAUCGAACUGCAGGAACAAGUAUUUGGCGAGCGACGGGGCAUCACUCUUGACACUCUGCCCCUGGAUGCACAAGACAUGGGAUCAGGGCAGGAGGAGAUGUUUUCCACAGAGUCUGCCAGUAGCAACAGGUGACUGGAUCUUCCCUGCUCUAAUGAACACGCCUUUGUCUCGUAUUCUUAUAAGACUUGGUCAGAUCAAUCAAUCUCCACGGAUUGUGCCAUGAACUACUUACAGUAUAUAAAUUGAUAUUUUAUAUAGCUGGUGUUUGUUUGUUUCCAAGGUGGAAAGCUGAAUUCUUCUGCUACACAUUCAAUCCCACUGGUGAUCCUGUCUGUAAUCACUCUGCCCUCCGUUGCUUACCUCAAUAGUUAGAAACCUUCUCCCUCUUUAUUUUAUUUAAGGAUACAGCAUCAUUACAGCCCCUUCUGGUCCAAUGAGCCCACUCUGCCCAAUUACACCCAUGUGAUCAAUUAACCUACUAACCCAGGCAACACACACAGAAUGUCAAAGGAACUCAGCAUCUAUGGAAAAGAGUACAUUUGACGUUUUGGGCGGUGGCCCUUCAUUAGGAUUUGUUUGUGAUUGAACCUACUAACUCAUAAGUCUUUGGGAUGUGGGAGGAAAUUGGAGCACCCGGAGGAAACCCAUGUGGUCAAAGGGAGAAUGUACAAGUUCCUUACAGUCCGUGGCAGGUAUUGAACCCAGAUCACUGGUGUGGUGAAACCUCACACUAACCACUACGCUACUGUGCUGCCCUUAUUUAGCAAGACCAGCUCUAUCUCCCUUCCACCCUCUCUUCUGCAGACGUUUCGCUCAAUAGCCUGGAUCUGAUUCCAACUGAAAGCCUUCUCGACAUCUUCUGCCUUUGAUCACAUCAUCCAUCUAAUCCUGUUCAGAUGAAGCACUUGGAAGUUUUAUUUUGCCACAAGCUGGUUGGAAAUGACUCCUGCUGCUCUCUGCCCCCGAUCGUUGGCUGAUACCAGCCUUAGCUGAGUGGGUAGCGCUCUCACCUCUGUGUUAGGAGGCUCUCAUUGCAAAGGCCAAAUAGGCAUUUGCAGGCAGACAUUUUAAAGCAAUAUUCAGAGAAGAUGUCUGACCCUAGAGGCAUAAGAGACUGCAGAUGCUGAACUCUAACAGCCUGCUGGAAAAACAGUGGUUCAGGCAGCAUCUGUGGGGAGGGGAAGAGGAAAGAGAAGGAAUUGUCACUGUUUCAGGUCGAAACCCUGCAGGUUCUUUGCCCUACCACCCUCCCCACAGAUACUGCUCAAUCUGCUGAGGUCCUCCAGCAGAUUGUUCAUUGCAUUAUCCAUCAAUAAUUGAUCCCUCUCAUGCUUUUAAAAGCUGCAUGACAUGAUGCUCAUACCUCUACCUUGCUGACAGAUUCCCUGGUCAUUAUCACACUGCUAUUUACGGGUGUCUCUCUGAGUGCUCAUUGAACACUACAUUUCCUGCAGCAAGGGCAAAGUAUCCAAAAGGGCUUCUCAGGCUGAGAAAAAAGCUUCAGGAUAUUCUGAGCUCAUGAAUCAUUACUACAAGAAGAAAAGCUGCCCUUGUAUUUUUUUUGCCAACUUUCCUUCCAGUAGCAAAUCAAUGCAGCUGCCAAGGCCCUAGAGCUCUGGAAUUUCCUCUCUUUCCUCCAUUAAGAGAGUCCAUUAAAAAAAACCCUGCAUCAUUACCAGAGGUUGAACAUCAUCUUACGUGGCUAAAUGGCAAUUGCUGAAUGACUGGACUUCUUUCAACUACUCCUUGCAGUGUAGGCCUACAUUUAAAUGGUGCCACAACAAUGAAUGGUCCUUUUAUUUAAAACAGACAUCUUGGAAUCAUUUAAUGUACUUUCCCUGUGGUGAGCAGAGAGAGUGAGGUUGAAAUGAUCUCAGGACUGAACAGCCACUGAUUAUAGUUAUCGGUGGUUUUAGGGAAUCACAAAGGAGUCCAUGGUUUUACUGAAUGAACUGAACAAACACAAAAUGCUGGAGGAACUCAGCAUGUUAGGCAUCACUCAUGAAGAGGAAUAAACAGUCGGGUCUUCAGACCGAAACCCACUGCCCUCCACUCUCUCCCCACCAAUCCCAACCUCGCUAUCAAACCCGCAGACAUGUGGGAUAUCAUUGUGGUCCGGGGGACUGACUCCUACCUUGCUGAGGCCUGGCGGCAAUUCUCAGACACCCCCUCUUAUAAACUCCUUGAAAAGGACCCCUCUCGGGAGCAUUAACUCCACAGAGCUCCCACCAGUUCCCUUACCCAGUACUGAUCAUUCCUACCUCAUGAUUUGAGAGUUAGGGGGCAAAAGUUUAAGGGUAACACGAGGAGGAAUUUCUUUGCUCAGAGAGUAGUAGCUGUGUGGAAUGAGAUUCCAGUAGAAGUGGUAGAAGCAGGUUCGGUAUUGUCAUCUAAAGUAAAAUUGGAUAGGUAUAUGGACAGAAAAGGAAUGGAGAGUUAUGGGCUGAGUGCAGGCCAGUGGGACUAGGUGAGUGUAAGUGUCAGCAUGGACUAGAAGGACUGUUUCCAUGCUGUAAUUGUUACAUGGUUAUAUGGUUACCAAAUAAGCCCUGAUGAAGGGCCUUGGCCCAAAACACCCAUUGUUCAUUCCUCUCCAUAGAUGCCACCUGACUUGCUAAGUCCCUCCAGCAUUUGUGUUUGUUCUUCUGAAUUUCUAGCAUCUGCAGAAUCUCUCAUGUUUGUGUUGUUGGAUGAAUUGUCCAGCUUAGAUCCACGUCUCAGUACCUCAACCCCCCCAUAAAACUUAUUUAUUUCCCUUCAAGCGUAUGACCAAUAGUUCAAUGGUUCCAUUUAAUAUCAGAGAAUGUGUACAGUACACAACCUGAAAUUCUUACUCUCCACAGACAUCCAUGAAACAGAAGAAAAACCCCAAAGAAUGAAUGACAGGAAAAUGUUAGAACCCCAAAUGCUCCCUUCCCUCCCACACACAAGCAGCAGCAAAGCAUCGAUCCUCCCCGUUCCCCUCCUCCCACUUAUUCCAGCAGAAAGCAUCAGCCCCCACCACCACCCACCGAGCAUUAGCAAGCCUCCAGAGGCCACAAGCUACAGACCACUGGUCUGUGGUCAAAAACCACUGCUCGUCCCUAAAGUUUGACAUCCCACAGGCUCUCUCCCUCUCACUAAUGAGGGGGAGAGAGGUAUCACUCCUUCCACAGCAAGUGGGGGGGGGGGGGAACAGGUCACUGUUCCGAUGUUACAGUCUGCAGCGCUGCUAUAUUUCAAAUUUCCAAUGAGACGCCCUGACAGAAUCCAAGACUGAAACCUUUUAAUACGGUUUAGUCCUGAUCUUAAUACCUAGCAUGAAUUUUUUUUUCUCUGCUAGCUUUGUUUCCCUAAUUUAUCACAAAUUGAUUAAAAUGUCUUAAAUAACAUGAGAGAGCAAACACCUGAGCUCAAGUGAAAUUUUGGACCAGAAAAAUUGAUUCUGCUUUUCUCUCUCAAGAUACUGCCCCACCUGCUGUUUCUUUUGCAAAUUCUCAGCAUCUCCAAUAUUUGCUUUUUAAAUGUUUAAGUGUGAAAAUUAGAGUGCAUAGGUUAAAAUCAUCCCCCAUGAUUUGCACUAUUAUCCAUGCAUUGGUCGGUUUUGAUUUCAUAUCUACUAUCCCUUGCUAAUGACAUGGUAUUGGAGUCCUGCUGAAUGGUCUCGGCCCAAAAUGUUGACUGUACUUUUUUCCAUUGACGCUACCUGGUCUGCUGAGUUCCUCCACCAUUUUGUGUGAGUUGUAUUGGGGACAUGCUGCCUACAAAUUACUUACACUAUACAUCCACUUUAACGAGAUUAUUUACUGUGCACAUAACAGGCAAUUUUUUCACAAAUUUGUGUGUGAAUGUUUCUUUGUAAGGUAUACGUAGAAUUGUUACAGCCCAAAAGAAGGUCCUUCAAAUCUCCAUGUCGACACUGGACUGCUAAUGUCUUACUUCCUCCUUUUUGGAGUUUUUAAUUUCACUUCCGUUUCAAUAUUUGCCAUUGCAGCUGCACUUCACAUUUAAUUUGUUGUGCAGGCACGUUGUAACAUUUUAUAGGGCACUGUAAAUGCAAAGGGAUUUAUAUGAAGUUUACCUGGAUAAUUUACAAGACAGUUUGCCGACCACCUGAUACUGAGUUUAAAAGCUGUGCGUGGAUUCUUGCUUCUCAGUAGCCAAGGCACUCAAGUGACAGCAUACUCCUUUAAACAAAACAAGCUGGCCUAUUUAAUAAAGCAGAUAAAAAGGGAAACCUGUGUGUGUUUAUUAAACUGCGCACAGCUGCCCGCAGUUCUGCCGAAGGCUAAGGAAAGCGCUUGCAGUCCAUUGAGCUACUGUGCAGACUGACCCAUAAGACCUUAAGACAUAGAAGCAGAAUUAGUUCAUCUGGCCAAUCAAGUCUGCUCCACCAUAGCUUUAUCGCAGCAGAUUUAUUAUCCCUCUCAACCCCAUUCUCCUGCCUUCUCCCCUAACCUUUGAUAUUCUUACUAAUCAAGAACCCAUCAGCCUCCGCUAUAAAUACACCUAAUGACUUGGCCUCCACAGCCAUCUGUGGCAAUGAAUUCCACAAGUUCACUACUCUCUGACUAAAGAAAUUCCUCCUCAUCUCUGUACUAAAGGGACUUCCUCGUAUUCUGAGGCUGUGCUCUCUGGUCGCACACUUUCCCACUAUAGGAAACAUCCUCUCCACAUCCACUCUGUCUAGGCAUUUCAAUAUUCAACAGGUUUCAGUGAGAUCCGCCCCCCCCCGCCCUUUCUUCUAAACUCCAGCAAGUACAGGCCCACAGCCAUCAAGUGCUCCUCAUACAUUAACCCUUUUGAUCCCAGGGUAAUCCUCUGGGCCCCUGUCCAUUGUCAGUACAUCCUUUAUUAGAUAAGAAGCUCAAAACUGCUCACCGUAUUCCAACUGCAGGCAAACCAAUGCUUCAUAAAGCCUUGGAAUUACACCCUCGCUUUUAUAUUCUAUUCCUCUCAAAAUAAAUACUAACUUUACAUUUGCCUUCAUUACUACUGAUUCAACUCCCGAGUACCUUUGCUUCUCUGAUUUCUGAAUUUGCUCAUCAUUUAGAAAAUAGUCUAUGUCUACAUUCCUUCCACCAAAGUUCAUGACCAUUCAUUUCCCUACAUUGUAUUCCAUCUGCCACUUCUUUGCCCAUUUUCCAAAUCUAUUGAGGUUCCUCUGCAGACUCUCUGUUCCUCAACACCUACUACCUGCUCCUCCUCUUACCUUUGCAUCCUCUGCAGACGUGAUCAGUUCCAUCAACCAGAUCAACAACAAAAUGUCAACAUUAUUUGCUACAUCCUCUAGGUGAACCAUUUUCUACUAAUACAGACAGCUUUUUUCAAUAACAGAAGCACACAGCCUGCAUUCUAUUUUAGACCAGUAUCUUCUCUUGAUUUCUGUUGUCAAGAUUUCUGGUCAGACUUCUGGGUCAAUACUUAGUAUAAAAAUUGCUAUGCCAAUAAUUUGUUUAGUUUCUUUUGCCACUGUGCAACUUUAGCUUCAGACCUGCCUCUCACCUUGUACAUACUGUAAAUAAUAUCUCAUAAUUAUCAAAUGAUUGUAGGAGAUAUCACUGACAAUGUGCUAUAUCUUAUAAAGAUUUUGCAAUGGAUGUUAUGUUUAUGAUACAAAUUUGUAACUGUUUUCCUGUAAAAUAUACAGGUGAUUGUCCUUGUCCUUUAUGUAAUGCUUUAAGAUCAUUUGUAUCUCAGGUUCUAAGGAAUCUUUUUGUUUGAAUAUGCAUCUGUGUACUUACAGAAUGAAAAACAUACUCAGG
Molecule: messenger RNA, 7050 nt
Organism: Hypanus sabinus (Atlantic stingray)
Lineage: Eukaryota; Metazoa; Chordata; Chondrichthyes; Myliobatiformes; Dasyatidae
Product: collagen and calcium-binding EGF domain-containing protein 1-like
Exons: 11
Coding region: 326-1438 (370 amino acids)
Molecular function (GO): calcium ion binding
Source: RefSeq, a predicted model, not a curated record